CGCUGCGUAAGGCGCCAGGCCCUCUCCACAUCACUUUAUCCACCCCUAAAUCCAAGACGGACCCUCUGCGGGUCCUCACAACCGAUCUCAUCCAACGCAUUUUCUCCAUGCUCUCUUCGAAGGACUUAGCGAGCGCAUCGCGCGUUUGCGUAAAAUGGAACAAGAGCCAGAGCUUGAAUUAUUUAUGGUUCCGUCAUUACAGGAAGGAAGAAUUUGGUGACAAGUCCCUUCCGACAGGGAAGUGGACUAGAAGAGAGUCGAAGGAGAAUUGGCGUAAAACCUAUUUUCAGACACUCCGCCAUAGUGCCGAACUAGAUGGAAACACAUCACGCUAUGGUUAUGCAACUCCCCAGUAUUCCGGUUCUGGUCAUGCAACACCAAAGGAGAUGCGCGAGGAACGGUGGGCCCAAGAAAAUUCUGGGCCCAAUGGGACAGGACUGGGAAAGAUCGAGAUGAGGGAAAUGUACAAAAGCCUCGGUGGGCGGAUGGCCAAGAGUAAGAAUAGAGGCAGCGGCCGAGACAGGGGUGGAUGGGAAGGGGGCGGCGAUCCUUUGAAUUAAGAUCUGGUAGCUCGAUCAUGGACAGAUUGGAUGACAGCUUGUCUUACACUCUAGCAUCGUAUUUUCACUGAACAUCAAUGCCACUGCACUGUAUAGUCACUAGUGUAUGUUGUGGCCCCACACUGUAUGAGUGGAAUAUACGCAUUUUUCGUGG
Cantharellus anzutake is the source of this 714-nucleotide messenger RNA. RefSeq lists its product as uncharacterized. Bases 108 to 560 code for a protein of 150 amino acids. Gene Ontology annotation, molecular function: protein binding. The record is from RefSeq and is a predicted model, not a curated record. The transcript is spliced from 3 exons. Lineage: Eukaryota; Fungi; Basidiomycota; Agaricomycetes; Cantharellales; Hydnaceae.